Messenger RNA from Myxocyprinus asiaticus (Chinese sucker), 2006 nucleotides. RefSeq names its product N-ethylmaleimide-sensitive factor attachment protein, alpha b (gene napab). Gene Ontology annotation, molecular function: soluble NSF attachment protein activity; syntaxin binding. The record is from RefSeq and is a predicted model, not a curated record. Gene Ontology annotation, cellular component: synaptobrevin 2-SNAP-25-syntaxin-1a complex; vacuolar membrane; terminal bouton. Lineage: Eukaryota; Metazoa; Chordata; Actinopteri; Cypriniformes; Catostomidae. The coding region runs from base 85 to 972 and encodes 295 amino acids. Gene Ontology annotation, biological process: intracellular protein transport; regulation of synaptic vesicle priming; synaptic transmission, glutamatergic. The transcript has 11 exons.
GCCUCGUUGAGAGUUUCCGUCGAGUUGUGUUGAUGUGGCUGGAUUCCAGAGUCUGCUGCUGCAGUUGAACUGUAAACAAACUUCAUGGAUAACUCCAGUAAAGAAAAAGAGGCUAUGGCUCUCAUGGCAGAGGCCGAGAAGAAAGUGAAAUCCUCGCAGUCGUUCUUUGGCUCUCUGUUUGGGGGCUCUUCAAAGAUGGAGGAUGCCUGUGACAUGUAUGGAAGAGCAGCAAACAUGUUCAAGAUGGCCAAAAACUGGAGCGCUGCAGGUAAUGCCUUCUCCCAGGCAGCUCUUCUACACCUGCAGAUGCAGAGUAAACAUGAUGCAGCCACAAACUUCAUUGAUGCCGGCAAUGCCUUUAGAAAAUCAGAUCCCCAGGAGGCCAUAAACUGCCUGAACCGGGCCAUUGAGAUCUAUACAGACAUGGGUCGAUUUACAAUCGCAGCAAAACACCACGUCACCAUUGCCGAGAUAUACGAGAGCGAACUUGUUGACAUUGACAAGGCCAUUGCUCACUAUGAACAGGCAGCAGACUAUUAUAAAGGCGAGGAGUCCACCAGUUCGGCCAACAAGUGUCUUCUCAAAGUUGCCACAUAUGCAGCUCAGCUGGAGCAGUACCCCAAAGCAAUUGAGAUCUAUGAACAGGUUGCAACACAUGCAAUGGACAGCAAUCUGCUGAAAUACAGUGCAAAGGACUAUUUCUUUAAGGCAGCUCUAUGCCACUUCUGUGUGGACAUGCUUAAUGCUAAGCUUGCCCUCCAGAAGUAUGAGGAAAUGUUUCCAGCUUUUUCAGAUUCACGUGAAUGCAAAUUAGUGAAGAAACUUUUAGAGGCCUUUGAAGAACAGAAUGUGGACACAUACACUGACGCUGUGAAAGAAUAUGACACCAUCUCUCGACUGGAUCAGUGGCUCACCACCAUGCUGCUGCGUAUCAAGAAAACUAUACAAGAUGAAGAAAGUGACCUUCGCUAAUACCUUCUUCCUUUCCUGUGGCCCAUCUCCUGUCCAUUACGCUCACUCUCCCUCAUGCCUUAAACACUAUGACCCUCUGUGACUGCAGAAUGAUGGUCAAUUAUCACCAUCGUACUCUCUAUUUUACCACCAGCUCGUUGUCUUAAAGGGAUAGUUCACCCAAAAAUGAAAAUUCUGUAAUCAUUUAGUUCCAACCGCAUAAGUUUCUUUUAUCCACAGAUCACAAAAGUAGUUGUUAGGGAGAGUCUUAACCUCGGUCACUAUUAAAAUGAACUAAAUAAGGGUGAUUUAAUCAUGACAGCAUUUUCAUUUUUGGGUGAACUAUCACUUUAAAUUCUGUGUUUCUUCUCAGACCCCUCUCUCUCUCACACACAUACACACACAUGACACUGCAUGCUGCUCAGACAUGGACACGGUUAUACUGCCAGACCUCAAAGAACACUCAAUGAAGAAAGGCUGGUUGUUGAAAAUGGGAUUUGAGGGAGCAUUGGGUGGGAACUGAAACCAGCAACCAGUAAUAAUAUGGGGUGCUGUGCACACCAGGCUUCAGAAGAGAAGCCAGUGCCUUUUUUGCUCUGCUUGACACAGAGCACCUGUAUUGCUGUGCACAAAAAGCCUUUGUUAUUCUAUCAUGCUCUUUAGUAAAGGCAUAUAUUUGUAUUCUUAUCAGAAAUAUUACCUAGCAUAUUUUGCUUGCUGUUUCCUGCAUAGACUAACCUUGGGAAAAUAUUUGAAAUUCUCAUGUCUUUUUUUUUUUGUUGUUUUUUUGUGUUUUUUUUUACAUUAUUUUGAAAUAAUCAUAGAAAUGAUAGAAAAACUGAGUAAAAGGAUGAUUCAGUCCAUACCUUGUUGAAAUGAUGCUUCACCUUUGAACAUUUCUCAUGAUUGGGUUAUCAAAUGCUUUUAAUUCCUUCUUAAUUAUUUAAUUAUUUAAUGUCUUGCUAUGAAUGCAUGGUCCUCUUUGAAAUUAAAUUCUGAACUACUCUAGGCUUAUUAGAGUGGUUAGUUUCUUAUUAAAAGUAUAUGCUCCAUGA